This is a messenger RNA of Pseudovirgaria hyperparasitica, 4038 nucleotides long. RefSeq lists its product as uncharacterized. Gene Ontology annotation, cellular component: actin cortical patch. NCBI's taxonomy places the organism in Eukaryota, Fungi, Ascomycota, Dothideomycetes, Acrospermales, Acrospermaceae. The transcript has 4 exons. Gene Ontology annotation, molecular function: phosphatidate phosphatase activity. The coding region runs from base 1 to 4038 and encodes 1345 amino acids. The record is from RefSeq and is a predicted model, not a curated record.
AUGUCAGGGCUUUAUAGACUGCUCCGUCAAAAAUGGAUGCCACCAGUGGAUCCCACAACAUCAUUCGACGGGCAGACGAUCUUGAUAACGGGAGCGAACACUGGACUGGGAUUUGAAGCCGCUAUCAAGUUUGCCUCUUUGGGUGCCUCGAAGGUUAUCAUUGGAGUGCGUAAUAUCGAUAGCGGAAUCGCUGCAAAGCACAAAAUUGAACAACGGGUGGGAAGAAAUGGGUUGGUCGAAGUGUGGUCACUAGACAUGAACUCCUAUACCAGUAUCCAAGCCUUCGCAGAUCGGGCCACCAACUAUCCAAAGCGUAUAGAUGCUGCGCUUCUGAAUGCAGGCAUACGGAACAAGACUUUCAAAUGCAGCUCCUAUGGUUGGGAAGAGACAUUACAGGUCAACGUUCUAUCAACAGCGCUUCUUGGUCUCCUUCUCUUGCCAAAAUUAAAGACUUCCGGAUCUGCCGUUCGAAGAGCUGUGCUACAAGUCACUUCCUCGGGGACGCAUGUAAUGCACAGAAUACCAGCCGAUCAUGAGACGGCACCGAACAUCCUGGAAUCCUUCAACGUUGCGGACGGCUAUAAUGCAGCUCGACAAUACAGUUUGUCGAAGCUGUUCAUUCAACUAGCCAUUUCUCAAUUGGCCCUCCAUGUCAACGACGAAAAUGGCAACCCAGAUGUUGUAGUGCUUGGCACUUGCCCAGGUCUGAUAUGCUCAGGCCUAGCCCGUUCGUACACUGGAGCACUCUUCUGGGUAGCUUACAUGAUAUUUACCUUCUUAUUCGCACGAUCCACGGAAGAAGGUGCGAGGUCUCUAGUCAGUGGUGUCGCUCUUGGUGAGAGGGGCCACGGAAGAUUCUGGCAGCAUGAUAAGCUUCACCCAUCCGCGCGUCAUCUUGAUGAAAUGGAAAGAGAGGAGUUGCGAGGACAGGUAUGGUACGAUAUUAUGGAUGCAUGGCGAAAAAGCGUCUCAGACACAACCUGGCAUGUCCACAGAUUGUUAAACCUACACCUUCAUAUACCGACGAAUGUCGCUUUCAAAGUGGCUCCUCUACCCCCGUAUCGAAAUCGAGGCCACCUUCACGGCAAAAAAUCACUCUUCCGCUACCUCUUCCCCAAUACCCACCAGCGCGCCCGCGAGAGCCUUUGGAAGUUCCGGUCCGAAACGCUCCCAUCUCUUCGCCACCGCGCACAAGCCCAGAUUUAUCGUUAUAUAGUACAUAGGCAAAGCCUGAACCGAAGGCGUAGACCCAGCCGCAUUUUAGACUUGGUGCGGCGAGUGAAACAGCGCAAAGACUUGCCAGGAAUAGGACGAAACAAAGAUGGAGUCAAGAUGAGUAGAUCCGAAUCGUCGACCGGCUCAUGGAGGGAAGGUGUGGGAAAUACCGAUUUCAGCAGCUUGCGCUCGGAGGGGCGUGAACCUGGUACCAGAAGGAAGAAAUUGGCCGGGUAUUUCAAAGCAGCGAAUGAGCUAAGGCAGUCGUACCAGCAGAGCUACACAGAGGGUUGGAGAAGAGAUACACAGUUUCAAGAUGUGGAAGAUAAUAGCCCUGGUGCCUUUCCUGAUGCUACAGUGGUGCGAACCGGUGAGGAGGAAAUGAUACUAUUUCCUAGUUACGCGACAAAACAUGUCAAGUCUAAGCCUGAUCCAGAUAGGAGACAUGCUCCGGCAACCAGCGGAAACUUGGAAGAUUCGGGGCCUGGAGACGAGGAAUUUUGGCGCCUAGAGUGGCAGAAGUACGAGGAUGACCAUGCUGUGGUGGACGUAGAUGUCAGGGGUUGGAUAUACACUCCGUUUAAGGGCAUGAUGUCACGGAAGCAGCGCAUAUUCAUUGGACUAGCUCGCCAGCUGGUUGGAAUCCCGGCCCCACCAUCACAAGAAGCAACGCCCUCAGCCAGUCGGAGUUCCAGCCCUUUGCCCUAUCAAGAUCGACUACAAGCUAGGACAUCACAACAAGAGGAGGCGUAUGUUGCUAAAGAAGCCGAAGAUAUUAUGAGAAAGGGAGAAGCUGAAGUUGAAACUGCCUCUAAGGGCCAGUAUAGCGAAAGUUCUCGAAAUGGUCAGGCUAGUAAUACUAUUCUCGGCAGCCGGAGCAGAACCACAUCUCCUGAUUCUACUAUGCACGCACGAAUUCAUGAUUUGCGACACGAAUCAUCUGUGUCAUCCAUGAGAAGCAAUGGCUCGAAAGACAUGACUCCAAUCCAGAAGCGAGCUUCGUGGAAUCAGCCUGCAAAUAUGACCCCACAAGAGCUACGCCAAGCCAACACACAUCUCAUGACUCGGCUCAAACCCUUUAUGGCGAGCCCAAUGGCGAACACGGCGAUCAGCGUAUUCUUCUAUAAUGAAGACAUUUCGAGGCAACGGACCGUGACAACGAACGCCGCGGGUCACUUCAGCGUGCGCGCUGCGCUGGACUUCGUGCCGACACAUGUACGUGUUUUGGCUUCAGAAAAGCUUUCUGCCACAGAGAAAGUCAAUGUGACUCGGCCGAAGGGUGUCAGUCUGAUCAGUGAUGUGGAUGACACCCUGAAGCAUUCUGCCAUUGGCAGUGGAGCCCGAGAGAUUUUUCGAAAUGCUUUUAUUCGAGAACUUGACGACCUUACCAUCGAUGGUGUACGCGAUUGGUAUGGCCGAUUAGCUGACAUGGGCGUUCAGUUCCAUUAUGUCUCGAAUUCACCUUGGCAACUUUUCCCUGUGGUAUCAAAAUUCUUCACCCUUGCCGGACUCCCUCCUGGGUCUUUUCAUCUAAAGCAGUACAGUGGCAUGCUUCAAGGCAUCUUUGAGCCUGUAGCAGAGCGCAAGAAAGGGACGCUGGAUAAGAUCGCUCGGGACUUUCCCGAAAGAAAGUUUCUUUUGGUUGGUGAUAGCGGUGAGGCCGAUUUAGAGGUGUAUACGGACUUUGUUCUCGAAAACCCUGGACGAGUUCUCGCCGUCUUCAUACGAGACGUAACAACUUCCAGUGGUAGUGGGUUUUUCAACUCGUCAAUGGGGCCUCUUACCGGCGAUAGAGUCGGUUCAGCACGGGGCCAAUCGGGAAACAGCCAAAUGAGUGCUGCUGCCCGCGGGCAGAGCGACGAUGAUGACCCAGAUUAUAAGGCUGCAAUAGCCGCAUCGUUGCGCGACAUGGAGAUUGAAGAGCAGCGGAGAAGUCAGAUAGAUCGCUCCGAACAGAAGCCAAAGCUGCCUCCUCGCAAACCCAUGGAGUCCACUUCUGCCAGAAGGCACGGUGAUCAAGAGAAAUUGAUUGAUAUCUCUGACGACGAGGUACCCCUAGAGCCUAAAGGAUUCGAUCGCCCGACACCACAGAGGUACCCAAUAGACCGCUCUCCGGGGUGUAAUCCAUCGAUCGAGGUUGCAAGCUCAAUGUCACCCCGUUCCCAAGCCCCAAUACCGCCUAGAAAACCUGUCUCACUUCGCAGUCCAGGCAUCGACAAUGAUAACAGCACCGCUGAAGGCCAUAGUCGAACCAAUGAGAAGAAGCAUCCACCUCCACCCCCGAAACCGCGUCGCACUUCGACCUUGGUAUCUACUACGCCAUCAAUCGAGGACUCCCGUGCACAGCAACGAGCUCAGCUUUGGAACCAAAGCAGACCUAUUGCACCACCAAAGCCAUUAUCACUUUCCGAUCAACAACAGUCCUAUACAUCCAGUGCCAAGCAAAAGAUAGUGUCUGUAUACAAUAAUCUGCCGUCCGCUUCGUCGUAUUGGUACGGAGCCCAGGACCAAGGGACGCGAGACAACUCAGGUCGUGGUGACGGCUCCAUGCCAUAUAAUAAUCCGUCCUGGAAUAAUAGUUCCAAAAUGACUGCGCAGUCAUACAGUACCUCUUCUGGGCAAGCUGAUUCAAACAGUCAAUAUCGACAUGACUAUCCUCAGGUCAACAAACGGGAACAGAUGUGGAGACAACGAUGGGCCCGAGCGCAGGACAUUCUUGGUCAAAAAGGAGUAGUGCUUCGCAGUUGGAAAGUUGGUACUGACGCUCUUGAAGAGAGCACUAAGCUAGUCCAAAAGGCAAACCGUGAGGUUGACGAAGGAUAG